Molecule: messenger RNA, 2907 nt
Organism: Procambarus clarkii (red swamp crayfish)
Lineage: Eukaryota; Metazoa; Arthropoda; Malacostraca; Decapoda; Cambaridae
Source: RefSeq, a predicted model, not a curated record
AGACUCACUGAUAAAACCCAUCACAGUGGAGGCCGAGGGGUUCCUGAGAGAGAAGACCUGGAGCAAGUACAUCUGCUCUAAAGACUUUGAGACUGGCGAGGACUCGCUGGAGGCGUGGGAGCUGGAGACCCCACAGGUCAUGGUGGAGGGGUCAGAGCGAGGCUGGGUCACGGCCGUCGGUGACCUCAUCGCUCUCACACUCGAGAAUUUGGGGAGCCUGAUCCGGAUGCCGUACGGGUGUGGGGAGCAGAACAUGAUCAACUUCGUGCCCAACAUCUUCAUCAUGCAGUACCUGAAGGCCUCCAACCAGACCACCCCGGAGACCACCAGGAGGCUCCUCACCUACAUGAAGACCGGUAACCUCAUUAUUAUCUCUAUCUAUCUUGCUCUGUUAGAGCUGGCUCACUGUUACAGCUGGCUCACCGUUACAGAUGGCUCACUGUUACAGCUGGCUCACCGUUACAGAUGGCUCAGUUACAGCUGGCUCAACGUUACAACUGGCUUUCAUCUACAUCUGGCUCAUCGUUACAGCUGGCUCACCGUUGCAGCUUGCACGAAGGUGUCUGUGAGGGUGCAGGAGAGUGAGGAGUACCAGAUCUUGGAGGAGGCGACUGAGCAGAUUGUCCUCGGGAAGCGUAGCUCUUGUGUCCCGGCACAGGACAAGGUCGUUCACAUAGUGAGGAUCAAACCCCUGGUGAUCGGAGAAGUCAACAUUAGCGUAGCUGCCUUCGUCGACCAUGAGUACUCGCAGCCCUGCGGCUCCGGUGAUUCAUCCAUCAACAGAAGAGACUCACUGAUAAAACCCAUCACAGUGGAGGCCGAGGGGUUCCUGAGAGAGAAGACCUGGAGCAAGUACAUCUGCUCUAAAGACUUUGAGACUGGCGAGGACUCGCUGGAGGCGUGGGAGCUGGAGACCCCACAGGUCAUGGUGGAGGGGUCAGAGCGAGGCUGGGUCACGGCCGUCGGUGACCUCAUCGCUCUCACACUCGAGAAUUUGGGGAGCCUGAUCCGGAUGCCGUACGGGUGUGGGGAGCAGAACAUGAUCAACUUCGUGCCCAACAUCUUCAUCAUGCAGUACCUGAAGGCCUCCAACCAGACCACCCCGGAGACCACAAGGAGGCUCCUCACCUACAUGAAGACCGGGUACCAACGGGAGCUCCUCUACCGUAGAGGUGACGGCUCCUUCAGCGCCUUCGGCAACGCUGACGACUCCGGCUCCACCUGGUUAUCGGCCUUCGUCCUCAAGUCCUUCAGCCAAGCCCAACAGUUUAUUAUGAUUGACAAGAAUGAUUUGAACCAAACAAGCACUUGGCUUCAGUCUAAUCAGAGAAAGGACGGUUGCUUCAACAACACUGGUAAAGUCUUCAGCAAGGCCAUGAAAGGAGGAAUUGAUGGAAGUGACUCUCCCGUGCCUCUAACAGCCUAUGUGAUGAUUGCUCUCCUUGAGGCGAAUGACAAGUCAUGCAGCCAGGCCGACUGUUUGGCUGCCCAGUGUCUACAAGCAGACUCCUCCUCUGACCCCUACGUUAUGGCGCUCAAAGCCUAUGCUUUCGCCUUGGCUAAGCUUCCUGAAGCCGAAGUAAUUCUCCAGAAAUUGCUGGAACAAGCUGUUGUGACAAAGAACUCCACUCACUGGGAGCUGCCCAAGGGACCAGGCAAGACGAAGGCUGUAGGGGUGGAAACAGCUGGCUACGCCAUCAUGGCCAUGAUGACCCUUGACCCUAAACAAUACGAGCAGCAGGCUAGGAAGGUGGUCAAGUGGAUCACGGCGCAGAGGAAUGGCCAAGGAGGAUUCUAUUCCACACAGGAUACGGUGGUGGCCCUCCAGGCGCUGGCACUGUACGAGACCCACUUGUACCAGGGACCUCUGAACGUGGUGGCAACGGUGACAGCUAGCGGCCUGGCACACCCCUUCACCGUCACCGACGACAACAAACUGCUGCAGCAGUUGGUAAAGCUGCCCACUGUUCCCACCAAGGUCUCCAUCACUAUGGAGGGCCAGGGAUGUGCUGUCUUGCAGGCUGUUCUGCGGUACAACAUUCCUGAGGCUGAGGCGAGUGACGCCUUCGACAUGACCGUCAACACAAACACCGUGCCGGAUGAGAAGUGCGUCACUAAGCGCAUCACUGUGUGCGCCUCCUACCGCCUCCCGGACGGCAAGUCCAAUAUGGCCGUCAUUGAGGUCACUCUCAUUUCCGGUUACAUCCCAGAGAAAGAUGAUCUGAAGGAACUUCUUAAAAAGGAUAAAAAUAUAAAGCGAUAUGAUGUAGAUGGCAGCAAGAUAGCUUUCUAUAUUGAAGAAUUAACUGCUAAAGACACUUGUGCAAACUUCCGUGUAAUAAGAGACAUAGAGGUGGAGGAGGUCAAGCCCGGCACAGUGCGUCUCUAUGACUACUAUCAGCCAGAGUUCCAGAUCUCAAAGAGCUACACGCUUCCUCCUCCAACUGAGUGCCGCUAGGACAUACACUUCUGAUAGUAUUCCUAGUAUACUAAAAUAAUGCUAGGAUCAAUAGCUUGUGUUGGGAUAACAACUGAUGCUAAGACUGACAUUCAUUCAUUCAUAAAUUUCUAGAAGAUUCCAACGUUGCAAAAGUGGUGGACUAUGUUAACGAACACAUCCGACUUCAUCCUACAGUUAUCAUCUCUCCGUUAUUAUCUGUUUGCCUUGCAAUAAUGUUUGCCUAUCAUUUUAUUACCAAUCAAAAGGGACAUCUGCCAGUUACUUGUGUAUGUAUUAUCUCAUGUCUUUUUUGGUUAUUGUGCAUUUUAAUUUUCCAUCGUUAAUGAAAAGUCUGUUUACACGUACGUAUAUCAGCAGUAUCAGUUGUGUGUAUUCUGAGUGAGAGUAAACAUGUGCCUUAUUGUUUGCAACUGGAACAAUUAAACAGUUUUUGUCAAAAAAUAGUA